AUGCCUCCCCGUCCGUCACUCCCAACGCCUUCAUCUGCAAGUCUGCCGUCUGAACUCCUCACGUUGACAUUUUGGAAACGCGAUCGGGGAGUUGUCUGCUCUUUUUAUCGUCCCGCAUUCUCCAAGACGCCGUCAAAAACAGCCAUCACCAAAAAUAGUUGUCCGCCUUCAAUCCCUCUCCUCUCCAAAAUCGGAAACGCGAACAGCUGCCAUUCACGCACAAAGCUCGACAGAAAGCCGGUUUCAUGCCCCCACAAUGCCGCAUCUGUCGGAAAUCCUCCCAAGCUGUUGCUACUGUAUGUGGGUCAGCAGCUGCAGUUCAGACUGAGGGAUAUCCCCGCAUUCAAGAAGAGGCCUUGGUGUUUACGCCGCAACAGAGCUGGGCUGGAAUACCGCAGGGGCCGGCGAUUACUGCUGUCGUCACAGGAGAACAGUGGGAAGAAGGGAGUGGGCCGAGGAACUGCGGAUGUCCCCCGUAUGAACUCACUGUGCGCAGGUGAGGGAGAGGUGACAGCCAUCUGCGGGGAAAUGGCUCUGGUUAUAGACCCAUAUCUGUCGUCCAGUCUUUGCUUUGAUUUCGCAGAAGCUUGCAAAAUGUUUCAAGUGACUUUUACGAUGAGCAAAGUGCUUGGGGCCUGGAGAGCUGCAUGUGUGCCGUGA
Messenger RNA from Knipowitschia caucasica, 660 nucleotides. Lineage: Eukaryota; Metazoa; Chordata; Actinopteri; Gobiiformes; Gobiidae. The record is from the annotation of a GenBank genome assembly.